This is a messenger RNA of Colletotrichum navitas, 714 nucleotides long. RefSeq lists its product as uncharacterized. Bases 107 to 616 code for a protein of 169 amino acids. The record is from RefSeq and is a predicted model, not a curated record. The transcript is spliced from 2 exons. Lineage: Eukaryota; Fungi; Ascomycota; Sordariomycetes; Glomerellales; Glomerellaceae.
CUUGUUCCGUAUCCCCCUUCUCCACAAUAUCCCUGCCGCGCACACCAAGAUCCUCCAUCCAUCGUCAGCAUCAACAAUCCCGUCCCUUAUUAUACCUAAUCCCAACAUGGCUUCGCACAACACCAACUACAAUGAUAUCAAGGCCUCGGCCAAGGAGAACGCUGCCGGCGUCUACGCCUAUAGCCAGCGCCAGAUGGACCGUGUCGUCAGCCAAGAUACCCGCCAGAAAGCCUACGACAGUGCCUGCAAUCUCGCCCAGGAGCAGCCCUUUCUCUUCGCUUUCCUUCUCGUCCAGCUCAUCUUCUCCUUCCUGCCUACCCUCGUCUUCGUCUCCUUCGCUUUUUCGACUGUCGCCUUUGCCUUCGGCGUUGCUGUCGUCUUCUCCCUUUUCUGGAUCGGUGUUGCUCUUCUCGUCCUCGUACCGACCCUCUUCUUUACCUGCUCCAUCGCCGUCCUCGUCUGGGUCUGGGCUGCCGGCAGCUUCAUAGUGGCGAAGCGCUUAUACGAGAUUUCGCCCAUCCGUGCCACGGGCGACCUGGAGGUGCACGUGCCCAACGGGAAGACGUACGCCGUCAUCAAGCACGAGGACGGCGUUGAUGCCCACUCGCACAACUAAAUUGGGUUAUCGUCCAUGAUAUACAUAUGUUCGGCCUUAUGGCAGUUAAGGGUAUGGUAUGGGAUGGCGUCGGAUUUGGCAGGAUACCCGGAAUAUGC